AGCUUAUAGCCCCCAAGCCGGUGCAGAAGCAGCCGGUGGUUGCAUGGGGUAGCGCCGGGAGCGGCGGCGAGGAGGGGGCCAAAAUACCAGCUCUGAGCGGCGAGGGUUGGUCAAACAGCCAGAAGAAUCCCCCUGGACGUUGAUGAGAAAUUGGGGACGCCCCAAGGACUCUGGACUGGUGGAGAGGUAAGAGAUGGCUAACCCCAUCCCGUCAGCCUGCUGUGUGGUGCUCGCCGCGGUGGUGGUGGUGUACGCCCAGAGACACAGCCAGCUUGACAGCCACAUCCAGUAUGAGCGGGUAGGUGCAGAUGUGACCAUGAAGUGUGGCUCCAUGGACUGGGAUGCCGCGGUGACCUGGACGGCCAAUGGCACCGACAUCGAUGAGUCCCACCUGAACGGGUCCUACCUGAUCCUGAAGAAUGUCGACCUGACACAGAGUGGCCAGUACUCCUGCUAUGAGGGCUCCUCCUGGCACCUCAAAUACCAGACCUACCUGAGGGUGGGAACCCCUCCAAAGGAGCCAGUGUUGAUGUGCCGGUCCAACAACUACCCCAAGGGUUUCUACUGCAGCUGGCACUUGCCUACUCCCACCUACAUCCCCAACUCCUUCAACAUCUCUGUCAUACACGGCACAAGAGAGAUGGUCUGUGAGAAGGAUGCCUUUCCCAAAAACAGGUGUCACAUCAGAUACCUCCAGCUCUUCUCGACGGUGAAGUACAAGGUGACUCUGACAGUCACGAAUGCUCUGGGCAAAAACUCGACCACUCUCACCUUUGACGAGGUCGCCAUAGUAAAGCCAGACCCUCCAGAAAGUGUGGUCGCCAAACCCGUGCCCAAUAACCCUCGGCGGCUGGAAGUGUCAUGGCAAAACCCCUCAUCCUGGCCUGACCCCGAGUCUUUCCCACUCAAGUUCUUCCUGCGGUAUCGGCCCCUGAUCCUGGACCAGUGGCAACACGUUGAGCUGUCAGAUGGGACAUCACACACCAUAACAGAUGCCUAUGCCGGCAAGGAGUACAUCAUCCAGGUGGCAGCCAAAGACAACGACAUCGGCACAUGGAGCGACUGGAGCGUGGCUGUCCAUGCCACCCCGUGGACAGAGGAACCCAAGCAUCUCACCACAGAGGCCCAAGUCACAGAGACAACGAGCGCUAGCACCUCCUCUUUCAUGCCGCCCCCCACCACCAAGAUCUGCGACAAGGGGGCCGUGGUGGGCAGCGGGGCCGUGGCAGUGUGUUGGACAGCUGGACUGGUCUUGGCUGCCUAUGGUGUCCUCUUUAUUUAAUCCCUGUCUGUUCGUCCGUCGCAGCCCAGCGCAGACGCCCUCCCACCGCCCACCACCACCACCACCCCUUGCCCUGCCACCCCCCUCCCAGGUUGAGUCUCUUAUCUCUUCGAUUUUGCACACGUUGAGGACGUAUCACGCUUCUCACCAUCGCUUCGGAGGAGGACAGAGCCGCCACCGUCCCCUGGGGAGCCGUGAAAUCCUCUCCCAGCCCGGAGCGAGGAGAUGCACUUGUCCCCCCCCAUCCCUGUCCUCCUUUCCCCAGCAAGGUGAAGCGAGCCCGGGCACCAUGCCGCAGCUGAGGACCCCACUCAUACAGCUAACCCCCCCCACGCCAAAGACGUGCCCGCCUCCCUGCCACCCACCCAGGUGACAGGGAGUGUGACGGUGCACCGAGAAAAGGGGAUAUGAAAAUGGGGGGGGUGGUGAGGGGAAUGAUGCUCCCAGCUGUGUACCCCCUAUGGCAGGAGGGGGUCCCCAAGGUCCAGACUCGCUCCCCCGUGCUCUUGACCGCAUGGCGAAGCUGGAGAGGUGUAUGGGUGGGGGGUCUUGGUGCCCUCUGAGGGGAUGAUGGAAGGAAGAACUGGUGGCUUUCACAAGCAUGGGGAGCAGGGAGCUGGCAGGGUUUUAACAGAAAAAAAAAGGAAGUUAAACCAAUGAAACCCCACCGCCUCUUGCCAAGCGCCUGGAAGAGCUGCCCCUCCGGCUUCCUCCCCUCUCCACAGCACCCUGCAGGAGCCUUUGCCACACCCAACCCCAUCCCCACAUCACCCCCAAACUUUUAACCACGUUGGAUACAGGGAAUUGCCCCGUUGACGUUUGUCUCAUUCUCCAACAAAAGCAGAAUAGCUCUGCUGUUGCCUUUAGAGCUGGAGCCCUGCAGACCUGUCUCCUGCUGUCCCCUGCUGUCCCCCGCUGUUCCUGUGCCUGCUCUGCUCUCCUCCCCAUCCUGCCCCAAGCCCUGUUUUGUAAAGACACCUCCUCUUGCCCCUGCCUGGACCCAAGCGCAGUAUUUAAUACCGUACGUCCUAGUAUUCCCACUGUUGACAUGCUGUAUUUGAAUUUUUUAUAGAUGUAUAUAUAUAAAAAAAAAAGAAUCAAAAAAAAAAAACUAAUAGAGGGGAUAAAAAAAAGCUCACACAGAGACAACGCACACACACAUGCACCAGAAGAGACGGUCUUCAUUAAAUGAUCAUUUCAUGAU
Molecule: messenger RNA, 2486 nt
Organism: Phalacrocorax carbo (great cormorant)
Lineage: Eukaryota; Metazoa; Chordata; Aves; Suliformes; Phalacrocoracidae
Source: RefSeq, a predicted model, not a curated record